Messenger RNA from Cottoperca gobio, 2971 nucleotides. RefSeq names its product delta-type opioid receptor-like. Bases 169 to 1296 code for a protein of 375 amino acids. Gene Ontology annotation, cellular component: neuron projection; plasma membrane. The record is from RefSeq and is a predicted model, not a curated record. Lineage: Eukaryota; Metazoa; Chordata; Actinopteri; Perciformes; Bovichtidae. Gene Ontology annotation, molecular function: dynorphin receptor activity; neuropeptide binding. Gene Ontology annotation, biological process: sensory perception of pain; neuropeptide signaling pathway; G protein-coupled opioid receptor signaling pathway. The transcript is spliced from 4 exons.
CUGCAAAGCCGCUGCUGUUCCUCUCCAGGCGCGCAGUAGCAUACCAUCCACAAACUUUGAUGAGCUGUAACCUUCACCGAGGAAACAAAACAACGCAGACUGAAUACAUUUUUGAAAGACAUAUUUUACAGCGUGCGUCCGCUAAUACGGGACGAUCAAGGUGACAAAAUGGAAAGCACUCCUGUUGAAAUCAUCAAAGAAGACAAUAAGUGCCUGUCCACGCUGCUGGACGAUUGUCCAGUGAAUUCUUCAGCCUGGGUGUCUGGAUACUCUGAGAGCCGCAAUGUGACCCACGAUGAUAGCUGGGAGCAGGAAGGCAUGUCUCCCAUCAUCCCCAUCAUCACUGCAGUCUACUCCGUGGUGUUUGUGGUUGGCUUGUUGGGCAACUGCCUCGUCAUGUAUGUGAUCAUCAGGUACACAAAGAUGAAGACAGCCACCAACAUUUACAUUUUCAACUUGGCACUCGCUGAUGCCCUCGUCACCACCACAAUGCCCUUCCAGAGCACGGACUACCUGUUGAACACCUGGCCCUUCGGUGAGGUGGUUUGCAAAGUCUUCAUCUCUAUCGACUACUACAACAUGUUCACCAGUAUCUUCACCCUCACCAUGAUGAGUGUGGAUCGCUACGUGGCAGUGUGCCACCCGGUGAAAGCCCUGGACUUCCGCACUCCGAUCAAAGCCAAGAUGAUCAACGUGUGCAUCUGGAUCCUGUCGUCCGCUGCGGGGAUACCUGCUUUUAUCCUAGGUGGCACCCAGACGAAAAGCGACAUAACCGAGUGUGCCUUACAGUUUCCAGAGCCGUACGUGUACUGGGACACACUGAUGAAGAUAUGUGUGUUUGUCUUUGCCUUCGUCGUGCCUGUGCUCAUCAUCACCGUGUGCUACUCCCUCAUGGUCCUGAGGCUGAAAAGCGUCCGAAUGUUGUCCGGCUCGCGGGAAAAAGAUCGUAACCUGCGGCGGAUCACGCGGCUGGUGGUGGUCGUGGUGGCCGUGUUUGUGGUGUGCUGGACGCCCAUUCACAUUUUCAUCCUGGUCAAGGCGCUCGUGGGUAUACCUGAAACUACCGCCAUCAUGGCCGCCUACUUCUUCUGCGUGGCUCUGGGCUACACAAACAGCAGCCUGAACCCUGUCCUGUAUGCCUUUCUGGAUGAGAACUUUAAACGCUGCUUCAAAGACUUCUGCCUCUCGGCCAAAUUGAAGGGGGAGAAGGUGUCAGGGAGCAAGAAGAUGGCCAGCAGCGUGCAGGAGGCCGCUGUUCCCCUCGAGAACCCAGAUGGGACUAGAAAGCCGUCAUGACUAGCAGUGGAACUGUCUUCAAUUUCCCACAUUGGAAAAGAAGACUCGCAUGACCUGGGCCUAACACAUGUCACAUCAGCAAUGUAGUUUUGACUUUCAUACAGAUUAUUUUUUUUCAUUAUCACUUUGGGUUUCAGAUCAAAUGAAAGUUCCACGUUAUACAUUUUAAUCCACUUUGAUUCAUUUCUUUCCUCAUGGCGGUCAACAGGAUUUAGGUGGAUGUGAUUAACAAAACAAAAGUGAUUAAAGUUUGUCUUUUAAAAGCAUUUAUUUUCAAACCAUGCCCUAUCUUGCUAGACAGUAUAAGAAAGUAAUAAAAAAUAUAUGGACUACACAUGUUCCUAUGAGUGGGACAUCCCAAAACCAAGUGGCACACCCCAAAGAAAAUUGAAUGCCAAACUUUCUCAGGAAAAUUAAUGAUUAUUUAAUAGAAACAGAUGAAAAUUGUACAAUGAUUGGCCCCUUCACACAGUAUACUUGUUACAUUAGUGUUUUUAUGCUCACAUUUUGUUUAUGUCCUUUCUCAAAUUCUAUUCCUGUUAUUUCCUCCUAUAAUAUUUCUAUAGCCAAAUGUGCCUUUAACAGUCCAGGAUAACACAUGUUUGUAGCAGCGGAAAACGAUUUUAGUAAUGAUUACUAAACUGGGUCAAACAGAAACUGUUAAAAACAAUAGAGUUAACAUGUCAGUGGUAGUUGCAUGAAUCACUGACAGUCGAUAUGUGCCAGAAUCCUUUUAACCUCUGUGAAGGGCUUGCAUUGUGCUGAAUGACCACAAUGCAAGGGAACUGACUCAUGUUGGACUGGGAGGUAAACAAAAACAAAACACUCUGCAGCAUCAAAGCAAGUUUAUCUCUGAGAAAAGUUCAAAAUCCUGGACUUGAAUGUGCUUUUAAAAAUUUGACAGAGGGCUCUCUAUCAGCUUUGACGCUGGAAUUGUGUCCAGUUUGAUAAGUUGUUCAAUUUAUGGUGUAUUAUUCAAUCACAUGUGCUUUGUGUGGCUUUUACCAUGAUGCACAUAGUCCCAUUGAAACACUCAUGCUAGUAUUGUAGGGAAAUGUUCUCAUCGUGGCAAUCUGAAAACAUGAAUAGCUGUUUAAACAUGUUUCUUCCGUCAACUGUACAUAGUAUGUAUACAUUAUUUUGUAUAAAUAACAAAAAAGCUUUGCACAGGCACCAUUGAAAUAUACAGAAUUUGUAGCAUGUGAUCAUUGCUACGAUAGUAUCGACGGCCUGUGCUUGAUGGACUGUGCUGUUAUUGUGAAUGUACUGCAAAUAUACUCUGUAUUAUACAAACAUGUGAUUACUCUUUGUAUAAAGUCAUCAAUCUCAUUAGAGGUCAGAAAAUAUUUAUGAAAUUCAGUAAUAAAAUCCAUUUUCAUAAACAUUCUGUUUCACUCUCAUGUCACUAAACCAGAGCUUUGUGGGUUUGGGGGGAACUAUGUAUAAUGUCAAAUAGAUAAAGCACAGAAGUUCUGUUACUGGACAACAAAAUAAGAGACAACAUUCUAAGAAACUACACUGUGACCAAGACAUCAUUUGUUUUCUUUUCAGUCUCCGUGCUCACUAUUUAAAUCUGCCGCUGCUGUAUAUUUGCUUUGUCCACUGUGAACCGAACUGCAGACACAUUAAUCAAAACAUCCUGUGUGUGACGCGCUUAAUAUUAAAGCAAGUUUAA